AAAUCCAAUGUCCUAUAUGUAUUGUACACGUUGAUCUUAGUGUCAGGGAUGAGCAAACCUUUCUUAAUGCUGGCACACUUUGUACAUAUAGACUUCUUAACGACACACAAACCUCCAUUUACUCACAUGUACACGUAUACACUUGAUUAAAACAAUUUUUAUAAUGUUGCGAAAAACAAGUAUGGAUGCAUGUUUUUGAUAUAGCUAUACACGUAUACACACAAGAACGCACACACAAGGGCUUUUAAAGUGCAACAUUUGACAUCUGCAAAGAGGUUCAAAGUAGACUGGAUUUCCUGCCAGAGCUAAGCUAUGUUUACAUUUGCUAUAGUGUUCUGAAGCCUUCCAAUUAUGUACUGUCUUGCACUUCCUCACACACGUUAACGUUCGUCUGAUUUGUGUGACCGCACCACACGAACUGAUAUUCACACGGACGUGCUGACCGAUGAGUUUCUCUGUGCACUUCUGACAGCCUAUUGAGCGUUGCAGACAAUCGUGCUUUCCGCCCUCUCUGAAGGCAGACAUGCUCACUUUUCAUAGGCUGAACCCACCUGCGUUGGGUCAGAGCAAAGGUUUAUUUAGGUCUUUUGAGACUUUUUCUUUUUCUGCAAUGAGAUUUAAAUCAUUUUUGCAUUUAUUUUGCUUGGUUCAGUUGUAACUUCAUUUGAUAUACUCUGGUCUGAGGUGUUUAACCCCUCUACUUUAGCAUCUACCUUUUUAAUGCCCAUCACAAACGGGCCGUCUGGUUGAGCAUUUAGCAUCGAUUGUCAUUUCAUGUCACGGACAAACUUAUCAAAUCUGUAGCCUAAUACUUAUAAGUGCCCAGUUUGUUUUGCAUUCAAGUCAUAAGCCACAGACACUGUAGUGCAUGAUUGAAGAUGAUCACACUUGUAAUCAGAGGGAAUGAAUGUGUCAUUUUUCCUCAAUCUAGCAAUUACAUCAAUGAAUAAGGUUCUCAUAUCACUAGAUAGAUCACUAUUCUAUAUGAUCUUAUGCAAUGUUAAACGUGCAAACUAAGUAUGAGGUUAAGGGGAUAUAUCUAUAUGGUCUUGCAUAGGGUAAACCAAUAAAUAUGUUGUCAUUCAUACAUGUGUGUAGCUUGUUUUUAUUUCCAGGUGUGUUUACCCUGAUCUGUGUUCAUUAGUAAUCAUACAAAUCCUAUUUUUUGAUGAAUAGCGACCUCUUGUGUCAGGACCUCAAAACACCUUUCAGUGGCUUUAGUUGCCUUGAAACAUGCCUGUUUAUUUUGUAGAGCUUUUUGUUUUUUAACAAGGGAAGAUAAAACAGUUAAAAAGUGUUUAUUACAAAAGAAUCUCACUCGGUUUGAUCUAAACUCUUUAGUAAAUGCUAUUUCAUUUGUCCAUCGUUUGAGUUAACGGUGCCUAUGUGCCUUCAACGGUUUACGGUCUUUAAUCGAGACAAAGAUGUUAUACAAGAGAAGAUGUAAACCCGCCGUGUUUGUUAGAAUGGGACAUCUCUUGUUUGACAUUCAUGAUGUAUGAAAAAUGAGUAAUACGUUGUAUUUAUAACAACUAUGAACAGAUGGCAGCCAGCAGAUAUUCAUGGUAAUAAUCAUAAUACGUCCCUCGCGUAUUUUAAAAGUUAGACCGUAAGCCUGCUUUAUUUUAUAUAGAAUAAAUAGAGUAAUAGAGUACGUUAGACAGCGUCACAGCGCAUGCGCGAUGAGCAACAGCCGCAAGAUGAUCAUCACUUACAACUCUUCAAUUCUUAAGAUUUCACUCCUGGUUGGUUUAAUUUCUAUCUGAGUAAAAGCAGUGGAAUUGACCCUAUAGUUUAGCAGUAUGGAGUCUAUGGCUCCGUCCUAAAUUCCGUACGAACAUACUAUGUUUCAGAAUUGUGUGCAUAGUUCCCUUUUUUGUGUAUACAAUGGAGAAAAACUCAAUCCAGAUUUCUUCCGGGAAUGUCGCCCAGUAAUACUGCAGUUUUAAUUUUCAGCAGACGUUAUGGUGUUCGAAUAAAAUGUAAACUAUUACGGCUAAAUCAUAAAUCGUUAACAGAUAUUAUUAACCCGAAUUGCUCACUGCAAUAUAGAACAUUUGUCCUGAUCCACCGCGGGGUAUUUAAGCAAAGCCGGAAGUAAACGACGGAUGACUUUUUCGUUUCGCUGUGUCUCUCUUGAGUCAGAGCUGUUGGUUUUUCAGGAGGGAAACUUUACAAGGUUUAACGGGAUUUGAGCACGAUUAAUUCAUUUCGCCCAAUUACCAGAGCCAGUGCAGCCAUACUGAAAGGAGUCCACGAAUCAUGUCAGGCAUUGCAUUGAGCCGGCUUGCACAGGAGCGCAAGGCAUGGCGGAAGGACCAUCCUUUUGGAUUUGUUGCUGUACCCACAAAAAAUCCAGAUGGAACCAUGAAUCUCAUGAAUUGGGAAUGUGCUAUUCCUGGAAAGAAAGGGACUCCGUGGGAAGGAGGCUUGUUCAAACUGCGCAUGUUGUUCAAGGAUGACUAUCCUUCUUCACCUCCAAAAUGUAAAUUUGAGCCUCCGCUCUUUCACCCAAAUGUGUAUCCAUCAGGCACAGUAUGCCUAUCUAUUCUAGAGGAGGACAAGGACUGGAGACCAGCCAUCACGAUAAAGCAGAUCUUAUUAGGUAUCCAGGAACUCCUAAAUGAACCAAAUAUCCAGGAUCCAGCCCAAGCAGAGGCUUACACAAUCUACUGCCAAAACAGAGUAGAAUAUGAAAAAAGAGUUCGAGCACAAGCCAAAAAAUUCUCCCCCUCGUAAGGGCGAAGACUUGCUCCGCUGUGGCAGAAGGAAUGGGUUUGACAAGAAUCACCUCCCCGCUCAGUCUCUCAAUGAAUGUGCUCCUCUCACAUCAGGACUUGCUUAAAGACUUCUAUUUAAACUCCACACAUUCUGUGCCAUCCGACCUAUCUUUUUUUUUUUUUUUUUUUUUUUUUUUUUUUGUGUUCUUAAUUUGCCAGUUGGUGCAUAACGCUGAGAGGGGAUGGGUGCUUCAGCACCCUGGUCAUUUAUUUUUAAACAUUAAUUGUCUUAUGUGGUGGAAGGGACAAAGCUCGGUACCAGUUUCAUCAACUCCAUGCAAGCUGGCUGUCAUCAAUGUUCAAGGAAGAAAAUGUUUUUUUGUUUUAAAAUGCUCUUUCACAGGGUCUUCCUUUUUGUCCCCCCCCCCCUUUUUAUUUUUCCAUAAAUUUAAUGUAAAAUUAGCUUAUUUCAUUGUCAGUAUUUCAACUGCUGUAUAAUGAAUGGCACUUUUAUACUGUUGUAUCUCACUAGUGUCUCUAGAUGGCUCUGUCUAAUUCUCUUUCCCAGGUUUUCUAUUCAGCAUGCUGUAAUAUACGAUAGAAUCUGCUGCCUUGGCUGUCUUUUUGUUAUUCAGAGUGUUUGCUAUGAAAUAAAUAAAAAUGGCCAUGACGACUGAGGCAGGUAGGCUUACUUCUGUAUCAGACUUUAAGGUUAUUCGGUGCUUUGUUCAUGUAUGUGUUGGCGUAAAUAAAACUUUCUACAAAA
Molecule: messenger RNA, 3486 nt
Organism: Anarrhichthys ocellatus (wolf-eel)
Lineage: Eukaryota; Metazoa; Chordata; Actinopteri; Perciformes; Anarhichadidae
Gene: ube2ib
Product: ubiquitin-conjugating enzyme E2Ib
Exons: 7
Coding region: 2263-2739 (158 amino acids)
Source: RefSeq, a predicted model, not a curated record